AUGGUGAAAAAAAAGAGACAGAGCGAUCCGACCGAGAACGGUGAUGAAUCGACUGAAUCCUGCGACGAGACUGUAAAAUCCAUUUGUCCUCACGUUGCGAAGGCCGUCGAUCUUGCCAAGUUGAAGAGAGCUCUAAAAACGAAUGGUUUCGAGAAGGAAUGUGCUGAGUGUAAGAAAAAUCCUAAAACUGAGGCUGAUGACCCAAAUUUUGAGAUAGAUUUAACCUUGUGGAUAUGUUUGCGAUGUGGAACCCAAUUAUGCGGCCGAGCGCGUAAUAAACAUGCUCUUAACCAUUUCAACACACCGCACUCAGACUGCCAUGCUCUUACGGCCAACACAACUUCAUGGGAGGUUUACUGUUACAAUUGUAAUAAUGAAGUUACAGCGUCUACCUCUAAAAAGCUACAUGAAUGUAUUGAGUACCUUAAGAAACAGGCUAAUGGCAAUCCUAGAUUACCUCCGAUUGAAUUGUUCCUAGAUCCCCCAAAUAAGAACAUGGAUGUCCCCGUGACUGUAGAGAAUAUAAUUAAAACUGAUAAGGGCAAAGAGAAAACAGCUUCUAUGAAUUUGACUAGAGUUAGAGGCCUAUCAAAUCUAGGAAACACCUGUUUCUUUAACUCUGUAAUGCAAUGUUUAGUGCAGACACCAUAUUUGUUAGAUGUCCUGCAAGAAAUGUCCAUACCAGGUGAAAGAUUUACUCUACCUGGUGGAAAGCUCAAAUUAAAAGGAGAAAACGGUGAAGAUGGAAAAGAGGUUGACCUUCCUCCCAUCACUGGACAACUUGGAGAGUGGGGUACAUUAACAAAGACAUUAGCUGAAACCCUUGCUGAGUUACAGUCAGGAGAAGGUGGUGUGUAUACUCCUCGUAGACUUCUGUCUGCUCUAGUCAACAAAUUGCCACAAUUUGGUGGUGGGGAUCAACAUGACUCUCAUGAAUUGUUGCGACAUUUACUGGAAGCAGUGAGAUCAGAGGACCUUCGUCGUUACCAAUCAGUUAUUUUAAGUAGUCUUGGCAUUAACUCUAAAGUAGACCCGGCUAAAGUAGAUGGCGAGGUAAAACAGAAAGUUAAAUUCUAUGGGCAGCAGGCAUCUGAUACUAUGUUGAGACCUGAACAGGUUUUCCGAGGUUUCCUAGUGUCUACCCUUGAGUGUCAGGACUGUUACCAACAGUCAGAUCGAGCAGAAUAUUUUCUUGAUUUAUCUUUACCAGUAGCUACCUCAAGGCCUCAACCACCAGCAUUAACGAGGAGAAGAACUAAUGAUGAAAAUAUAUGUAUUCAGCAAGAUGAAUCCAAACUAUCAAAACAUCAGCUCAAAAAAAAGGCAAAAAAGGGACCUAGGAAGAAUAAAGGUACUAAGGACAAAGCUACAGAAGCAAAUGGCAAGGAAGAUGGUAAGUCAUCUUCUGAACAAUCAGAUGCAGACAUAGAGGACAACCUUGAGGAACUCCCCAAAAAUGGAGCUGGAAAGGCACCUACAAAUGCGUCUGCUCUUGUUCACACUGCAGCAAAUUUUGCUGCAUAUCACAUGGAGUCAGGCUAUAACUCUGAAAAGGUAAUUAGCUCAGAUUCAAUAGGGAAUAGCCCAGCUGAACUUGAUAAGGAAAAAACUGACAAUACCCCUGAGUCAACUGAUAAGGAUAAAGAAUUUACUCAAGUGGCUACCUCUACUGGACCACUUGAUUACAAACCUUUGGGACCAAUAGAGAACUUUUCGAAUCCAGAUUCAGGUGUUGCAAGCCCAGAUGCAACCAAGCACAAUUCAACAGAGACCGUUGAUAAUGUAGACUCACCCAUAAAUGGAAAGGAAUUAGGAAGCCAUAGUUCUUUAUCCAGUGAAAUCAAUUUGGAUUUAUCAAGCCCAUUACACAAAUUAUCACCUGGCAAGAAUGAAUAUGAAAGACCAGUCUCCAGAAUUUCGUUUGCACCGGAAUAUUCAAAUGAGGUUGUUUCUCGUGGCAUAAGUACUCAGGCUGGCAAGGACCUCUUGGAGAACAACUGGGAGUUUAAUUCCAUUAGUCCUCCAGAGAAUGACAUUAAUAACCAAGAUGUCGCUAACAAGUUAGAAAAACUGAAACUAGACAUGGAUGAAAUAAAACCGAAGCCAACAUUACCGUCCCCUGUUACGGAUCAUAUCGACGUUCUUCCGACAGCGCCUCGGCCGAAGGUCUAUAAUUUGGAGCCAGAGCGAAAUUUGGGUGGUGCUAGCCGCGAUUUCAUGCAAUUUUCCCGUCAGAGCCCUUUGUCACCGCGAUACGUUUGCGACGAAGACGAGUGUAGCGUUCAAUCCUGCCUCAGCAACUUCACAGCUCUCGAGUUACUGACUGACAACAACAAAGUCAGUUGUGAUACGUGCACUGAAAGAGUUAACGGAAAGAAUGGCAAAAUGGUGUACACCAACGCGUCGAAGCGGUUCCUCGUGUCGAGUCCCCCGGCUAUCCUCAUCUUGCACUUAAAGAGAUUUCAAAUCGGUCCGCGGUGCAUGUUUAGAAAAAUGUCGAAACACGUCGACUUCCCGACUAUACUAGAUCUAGCUCCUUUCUGCGCUAUGGAUAAAUUAAAAAAGCUUCCGAACGUCAGUCGAGGUCAAAACGAAUUGCUCUAUUCGUUAUAUGGAAUCGUCGAGCAUUCGGGGGGCAUGCACGGAGGGCAUUACGUCGCCUAUGUAAAGGUGCGUCAGGCGGUCAAAAGAGACGAUCCGAGGUGGUGGUUUUUGCCUAAAAGCGCAAAUAUACCCGCAUCAGGAAGCGGGGACGGCGACGUCGAUUCGGAGUCCGAUCUAUCGGGAUACGAGUCCGGCGAGGGGACCACACCGAGCGCAGAAGCGCCGUCCGGACGGUGGUUUUACGUCUCCGACAGUAUGGUGUCCGAAGUUUCCGAGGAGAAAGUAUUAAGGGCGCAAGCGUAUCUGCUAUUUUACGAAAGAAUUUUGUAA
Molecule: messenger RNA, 2934 nt
Organism: Leptosia nina
Lineage: Eukaryota; Metazoa; Arthropoda; Insecta; Lepidoptera; Pieridae
Source: the annotation of a GenBank genome assembly